Leptinotarsa decemlineata (Colorado potato beetle) is the source of this 2440-nucleotide messenger RNA. RefSeq names its product proto-oncogene like protein Myb (gene Myb). Gene Ontology annotation, cellular component: nucleus. Gene Ontology annotation, biological process: regulation of DNA-templated transcription. The record is from RefSeq and is a predicted model, not a curated record. NCBI's taxonomy places the organism in Eukaryota, Metazoa, Arthropoda, Insecta, Coleoptera, Chrysomelidae. Gene Ontology annotation, molecular function: DNA-binding transcription factor activity, RNA polymerase II-specific; RNA polymerase II cis-regulatory region sequence-specific DNA binding.
AUGUUCCAGGACGCCCGGUUAAAGCAACUUGUGGACGACUUCAGCGAAAAGUGGGACAUAAUCGCUGAACAUUUUCCCGAUCGAUCCGAUGUUCAGUGUCAGCAGAGAUGGACCAAAGUGGUUAAUCCGGAAUUGGUCAAAGGGCCAUGGACAAAAGAGGAGGACGAGAAAGUGAUUGAACUCGUUAAUAAAUACGGUGCCAAAAAAUGGACGCUGAUUGCUCGGCAUCUCAAAGGUAGGAUAGGAAAGCAAUGUAGAGAACGGUGGCAUAAUCACCUGAAUCCCAAAAUAAAAAAGAGCGCCUGGACAGAACAGGAGGAUGAAAUUAUUUACCAAGCGCAUCAAAUGUUGGGAAAUCAAUGGGCAAGAAUUGCAAAGCUACUACCGGGCAGGACAGAUAACGCCAUCAAAAACCACUGGAAUUCAACGAUGAGAAGGAAAUAUGAAUCAGAAAACCGGGAGAAUGGAGAUUCGAGGCGAAACAGGCAUAGGAAAAAUGCUAGACAAAGCGAUGGGAACCACUACGCACAUUAUCCGCUUCAGAGGACCCACGGGACUCAGGUGGAUAGAGGUGAUAUUGCUAUGAAGCAGGAGAGCUACGCUGAGAAUAUUUUGAAAACUUUCCGUGAAACUUUUUUGGAGCUUCUAUAUAUGUGUAUUGCUACUAACCAAUUAUUUAUUUUCACAGGAGUUGUACCCCCAAAUUAUGCUCAAAAUACAUUAGUACCUGUCGCAAAUACGCUUACCCUAUCUCGAUCUUCCACACCACCCAUUCUUCGAAGGGGUAAGUCAAGGAGGCGAAGAGAAAGUGCUGAGCAGGUCUCAGAAAACUUGAUUGCAACUGCUCCUAGUACCAGUAGAGUUAUCGAGGACUACGAUUAUUUCUUGGAUGGAGCGAAGCCAACCAUAUUCAGCCCUCUCAGAAAUGGGCCGUCACCCAUAAAACAGCUUCCUUUCAGUCCGUCACAGUUUCUCAACAGUCCAAAUAUCACGAAUCUUCCCUUUGAUGUGACAAUGUCUUCGACCCCAAAAGCUAUGCAUUCAGGAUCGAUUGUUACACCUGUAAAAGAUAAGGGGAGAAUGAACAGGGAUUAUAGUCCUCUGAGUACACCUCGAGGCCUUCCAAUGAAAUCUGAAGCUACAGCUUCGUGUUCUACUUCUGAUGUUAUUUCAACUCCUGGCAAACACUUCAAUAGUGAUACACCGCGGACCCCAACCCCAUUCAAGAAAGCGUUAGCUGACCUCGAGAAGAAGUCUGGGCCCAUUUCCACUCACCCAGACACUCCAUCUUCAAGGCUGGAAGAUAUCACCGAAAUAAUGAAAAAAGACCAAGACAGCUCCCAUUAUGAAACAGACACCAGUGUGGUGGUCACUAAUGAUAGUGGCUAUAUGACUGGCAAAAGAAAAGGUGAUGCAUCAGCUGGUGGCAAAGAGAACAUCCUACCAAACAAGAGGGUGCGUAAAGCUCUGGCACCAUCUUGGGCUUCUUCGUCUUCUCAUAUCAGUUCAUCGGAUAUUUCUUUUGCCAUUGAAACCCCUAGCAGAUCAUUGGGUGAUGACACCUCCAUUUUGUUCUCUACUCCUUCAUCGAUUAUGAAAGACUCUUUGGGAGUAACAGGAUUGAUGGAUUUUCCUCCUCAUUCCGGAUCAUCCAAGCACCCGCUUCCCGCCAGUGCCUCAAACCGAGCUCCCACAGGUCUACGCAGCACCGCAGCCAAGCGAAUCACCUUCGAAGAGCCUCGGCCUAAAGCUCCCAAGCUGGACUACAUGUGGGCAAUGGUAGCAUGUGGUCGAACACGAGAUCAGCUAGAGUUGACUGAACAAGCACAUCUGUUUUUGAAGACGAAAAGUUUAAAACCUCGAUCCCUCAACUUUUAAAGCGCCUUUUGUAUAUAAUUUGGUUGAACAUUCGUUUAAAGAAUGCAGCUGUUUACAAAAUGUAUUGUAGUGCAAAUCUAGUUGGUCUUUUAUACAUAUUAAGACUUCUUUGUUAUAUAUUCCCAGGUUUUAUCUAUCAAACAGGUUAUUGCCUAUUCAUUGAUCUGUAAAUGCUAUGGAUAAAACUCCUUGCACAGUGUGUAUAGUACUAGUCUUAAUUUUAUAAGAUUUUUCGUAUUUUUUCAAUGUAAUAUAUAUAAUUUAUCUAUUUUGAAACACCCUUGAAAAUGUAUGAUAAAACUUAUACUUUUCUCAAUUUUUUUGGUUGACUUCUGAAGUAUUAAGUACUCUACAUAUUUUUUGUCAUAUAUUUUUCUGGGUUAGUUGAAGUAUUUGUAUUUUGUUCAAUCAAUAUGCAAUUGUUUAUUCAAUAUUGUUUGAAUAAUAUUACUAUAUUCGUCAGUUUUGCUUUAAAAGCAUCAGACACAAAUUUAGAAUUGUAUGUUAAUUGUAUAAUUUAUUCGUUUGCUAUUGUGAAAUACCAAAUAAAUGAUUCUACAUC